This is a messenger RNA of Sesamum indicum (sesame), 1424 nucleotides long. RefSeq names its product 8-hydroxygeraniol oxidoreductase. Lineage: Eukaryota; Viridiplantae; Streptophyta; Magnoliopsida; Lamiales; Pedaliaceae. The record is from RefSeq and is a predicted model, not a curated record. Gene Ontology annotation, molecular function: alcohol dehydrogenase (NAD+) activity; zinc ion binding; S-(hydroxymethyl)glutathione dehydrogenase [NAD(P)+] activity. Gene Ontology annotation, cellular component: cytosol. Gene Ontology annotation, biological process: formaldehyde catabolic process.
CAGAGUUUCUGCUCCGCAAAACUUAUUCGCAUAGUUAGGCAGCAAGCUGCAAUACGAAUAGCAUGACCAACACCAACACCACCCCAGCAGUCAUAACAUGCAAAGUAUAUGUUUGCAGCUGCUGUGAUAAGGAAAUCAUGGGAGCCACUGCAAGUGGAGGAGAUUCAAGUGGAUCCUCCAAAAUCUGGUGAAGUUAGGAUCAAGAUGCUCUGCGCCAGUAUGUGCCACACUGAUAUGACAUGCUGCAAUUCUGGCUUCCCUGUUCCUUUUUUCCCUCGGAUCCCUGGCCAUGAAGGAGUAGGUGUGGUGGAGAGCGUUGGAGAGCAGGUGACAAACCUCAAGGUAGGAGAUAUAGUUAUGACACUCUAUCUGGGAGAAUGUGGAGAAUGCCUAAAUUGCAGUUCAGGGAGGACAAACUUAUGCCAUAAAUACCCGCUCGGUUUCGAUGGCCUAAUGCCUGACGGCACAUCAAGAUUGUCGGUUGGAGGGGAGAGAACCUACCACCUUGUAAGCUGCUCCACCUGGUCUGAAUAUGCUGUCAUAGACGCCAAUUACACCGUCAAAGUAGACCCCAGACUCUCUCCUCCCCAUGCUAGUUUCCUUUGCUGUGGUUUCACAACUGGUUUCGGAUCAAGCUGGAGAGAAGUCAAUAUCGAAAAGGGCUCAACUGUUGCGGUAAUUGGCCUUGGUGCUGUUGGACUUGGGGCUGCAAAGGGAGCUCAAUUGCAAGGGGCCUCGAAGAUAAUCGGGAUAGACAUAAACGAGUUGAAGAAGGAGAAAGCAAAGGCCUUUGGAAUCACAGACUUCAUCAAUCCUAAGCUCUCUGACAAAUCUGUAUCAGAGUUGAUCAAAGAAGCCACUGGAGGGCUUGGAGUAGACUACUGUUUCGAGUGCUCAGGCGUGCCGGCCCUCGUCAACGAGGCCAUCGAGGGCUCAAAGAUGGGACUUGGGACAAUAAUGGUUCUUGGUGUGGGACCUGGGAAGAGUGUGGAGGUCGACUACAUCCCCCUCUUGUGUGGUAGAACUCUGAGGGGUUCCACCUAUGGUGGAGUAAGAACUCAAUCUGAUCUCCCUAAAAUUAUUGAGAAAUGUGUAAACAAGGAAAUUGAUCUUGAUCAGCUCAUCACUCAUGAGGUUUCACUUGCUGAGAUUAACAAAGGUUUGGAGUACAUGAAGCAGCCCAACUGUGUUAAGGUUGUUAUCAAGUUCUAAGGGAAAUUCAGCAAAUUACUGCUCUUUCUUUCUCCUCUUCCAUAUUUUUUUUCCUUUUAUUACAUAUAUUUGGUGUGUCAUUUGAAGCUGUCAGAAUCAGAAUCAGAUUGUGUAUUGACAUAUCUAAAAUAAAGAUAGCUUUGUAACAUCAUCCCCCGCCCCCCAAAAAAAUAAAAAAUAAAAUAAUUAUAAUAAAGACGCUUGAUUUUUUC